AUGGAAAAAUCCUCGGUCCAUAAUAUUUUUGAUGGUACGCUUACUGGGAGAAGAUAUUUGGAAUUUUUGACGGAAAUAUACGGAAUUUUUGUCUAUUCAACUCCACCUUUAAAUGUUCAGGACUUCAUAGAUAAAAUUGUAAAUGCUUAUGCAGAACUUCAAAGAGAACAAAUUUUAGCUGCUACUCAAAGGGAAGUAAUGCUCUGUCUGCAGUCAUUCAUGGAGAAUGAUGGCCUAAAUUUUGAACAAUUUUUAAGAUAG
Messenger RNA from Macrosiphum euphorbiae (potato aphid), 261 nucleotides. Lineage: Eukaryota; Metazoa; Arthropoda; Insecta; Hemiptera; Aphididae. The record is from the annotation of a GenBank genome assembly.